This is a messenger RNA of Penicillium canariense, 309 nucleotides long. RefSeq lists its product as uncharacterized. Lineage: Eukaryota; Fungi; Ascomycota; Eurotiomycetes; Eurotiales; Aspergillaceae. Bases 1 to 309 code for a protein of 102 amino acids. The record is from RefSeq and is a predicted model, not a curated record. The transcript has 2 exons.
AUGCUGUACAGUGAUGAGCAUGUUCAUCACGCCGACGAGAAAUUUGGGCGAUUUAAACAGCCAAGGAUGCUAAAAUACAGCGUUAGGAACCUCGCGCUGAUACACAAGUUUUCAACGGAGAUAUAUAAAAGUCUAGGUAUUUCCAUGAGUUCCUGCUGCAUGGGAUCCUUGCUCCGGCCGCCUUACAUAUCGCAGCUAAAAACCGACUCGGACAUAGCCUUAUCCUACCUGGACACUGCUCUACACUACAAUAGCUUGUCCUUUGGACCCUUUCGCAAAGCACUCAAGCAGUUAGCUAGCACCGCAUAA